Hyla sarda is the source of this 2514-nucleotide messenger RNA. Its product is annotated as zinc finger protein 211-like. Gene Ontology annotation, biological process: negative regulation of transcription by RNA polymerase II. Lineage: Eukaryota; Metazoa; Chordata; Amphibia; Anura; Hylidae. The transcript has 5 exons. Bases 302 to 2122 code for a protein of 606 amino acids. Gene Ontology annotation, molecular function: DNA-binding transcription repressor activity, RNA polymerase II-specific. The record is from RefSeq and is a predicted model, not a curated record.
AGCGUGCUGUAUAGGCUCCUCCCUCCAGUGACACUGGACGGGACCCGGAAGUUGCGAAUCAUACGGAUAAAAUCGUCUUGUUGGAGGUGGGAGGACGUGGACCGCACAUCACGGAAAAGCCGUGGAACGCAAGCAGGGUGUUUCCGGUAAACAACUUCCGGUUCAGGUUUAUAAGAAGCAAAGGAGUGUGGGGUUGUUAUGAAUUAGAGAUGGAGCGCGGCCGAGGAACGGAUGAUGGUAAAGAAAGAGAAUAGAGAAGACGAGAUCAACUACAGAGAGUUCACCAGGAGCCACAAUAAAGAUGGAGAGUGAGAGGAUCCUGAGCCUCACCCUAGAGAUCAUCUACCUGCUGACCGGAGAGGAUUAUGGACCAUUGAAGAAAACAUCUGGGGAAUGUGGAAAAAAGAGCAGGACCCAGAUCCCCAUCACAGGGUCCCCUCCAUCUGUGAUCAAUGAGAAGACCAAUGAGCAGAAGAUCCUGGAUCUCACCAACAAGAUGGUGGAGCUGCUGACUAGAGAGGUUCCUAUAAGGUGUCAGGAUGUGGCGGUCUAUUUCUCCAUGGAGGAGUGGGAGUAUGUAGAAAGACACAAGGAUCUGUACCCGGACAUUAUGGAGGACUCCCGGCCCCGCACAUCACAAGAUGAAUCCAACAAAGGACAAACCCCAAGAACACCUUGUGCCGCUGCCAGUCCCCCUGAUAGUAGUAGUAAUUGUCAUAAAGGUCAAUCUGACUGUGAGGUGGAAGCAGGAGACUUAUGGCUGGGUAAGAAAAAACAGAAGAAAACUCUGCAGAUCGCUAAUCCUGAAGAACCAGGGAGUGAAGGGAAGACGACCCUGUCUGACCCAGACGUGUACAGAAAUUCAUCCGCUUCUACAAGUCGAUUGUCAAAUCCACAAUGUUCAUCUACUGAUAUCGAGGAGGAGACAAACUCAUGUGAUGGAGGAGGAAACCUCUCCGACCACGACACCUACAAACCUACAGACUAUACACAAGAAUAUCCAGUGCUCCAUAUAAAGGAGGAACCGAUCUCAUGUGAUGAGGAAGACGACGACAUGGUGGACACCGAGAUUUAUACACAGACAGAUAAUAGACUGCAGAACGCAUCUCCUCGUAUUAGGGAGAGAAGAGUCUUACGUGGACGCAUCAAUAACCACGAGUUUAUGUCGCCCACCGAUCAAACACGACUAUAUCCUUCUAUUCGUAUUGAGGAGGAACCAAUCUCGUGUGAUGGAAGCAUCAUCGAUGUAGACAAUUACGCGCCCACAGACAUUAGUCACCGCUACUCUUCUAUUAUUAUCGAGGAAGAGCCAGAUGCGUGCGACGGAGGAAACUUCACCACCAUUUAUACGCUCACAGAUCCUAAACCUCAAUAUCCAGCUCCUUGUAUUAAGGAGGAGCCAAUCUCAUGUGACGAGGAAAACCUCACCGAUCCCAACAUUUACACAUCCGCCGAUCCUUCACCUUAUCCGUUCAUUCAUAUCAAGGAGGAACCGGACUUCUGGAAGGAAGAAAGUCUUACCAUACCAUCAAGCAAUGCACAGUUCGAUUAUACGUCUCCUCAGGAUAUUAACGGUACAGAACUUAUAGAAUACAUAAGUAUACACGGAACUACACACAACUACAGCGAAUACAGUAACCCCUUAUAUUUUAAUUCUAAGCGCGUAAAGUCCGAAAAAAUCCCAGCAGAGCAAUACCCAUUGUACAAAUAUGGCAAAUGUUUUUCGGAACCUUCGGCUCUUUUCAACCAUCAUCGGAUCAGUAAUUCGGAUGUACCUUUUGAAUGUUCGUACUGCGGAAAGACCUUUGUGUAUUAUACGCAUCUCGUCACCCACCAGAGAAUCCACACAGGAGAGAGACCGUACGCGUGUUCUGUCUGCGGGAAGCGUUUCGCACACAACUCCACCCUGGUCACUCAUCAGCGGAUACACACGGGGGAGCGCCCCUACGUUUGCUUCCAUUGCGGAAAGUGUUUUACUAAAAAAUCCAAUCUAACGACUCACAACCGCAUUCACACGGGCGAAAGGCCUUAUUCCUGCACCCGCUGCGGGAAAUGCUUCGGAAGUAAGAGCCAUUUUAAUAGACACGUGAAAAUCCACAAAAAAGAAGCGAGCCGUUUUUAAAAUGUAAGGAAAAUAAAAAAGUACCAGCGUUCUUGCGCUGGGACCACGUCGAGAUGUUGAGCGGCACAUUAUUUUAACGUUAGCUAGUUUAUAUUAAAUUAUUGGAACAAAAAUAUGUUUUUAAUCAAUUUUUAAUGAACUUAUGAAACAGUCAAUGGCGUGGAUGAUAAAAAAAAAAGUUUUUUUUUAUUUCUUUAAUUUCUUUUUUGGUUCUGGGUGCGAGUCAUUUUAUUAACUUUUUUUUAGUACCGGUAUUGUUUUAUAUGCUGUCUUUAUAUGUUCAUUUGAGGAAUGUUAAUAAAAUAAAAGGCAAUAAAAAUGGAAACCUCAUUUACAAAUACAAAAAAGGGACAAAGUUGUGUAAAUAAACCAAAUAAUAACCUUAUAGGUCU